GAGGGGCAUUAACACGAGGGACCGUCGCGCGUUUCGAUCGUGUGCGAGUGCGCGUGCUGCUGUGUCCGUGCUUACGUACGUGUCUCUCUUUCUCUCUCUGUUUUGUACGCGCGUCCCGUGCUGGAUAUCAACCCCGAUUGGGGAUCGGUCGUCAACACCGUCUCCGACGUUUGACCGACGUCGCGGUGGUUUGCGUGCGGGAUGGAGAAAGAAUAAACAUGGUGGUGUGGUGUGAGAGCGCGACGGAAAGGGCGACGUGAGAUCGAGCGAGACUGACGGACGGAUAGGAUAGAUAGACGGAGAGGGGAAGAGUCUCGCGAGGACGUGAGAGAGCGAGAGGAAGAGAGACGGCGGCGGCGGCGGCGGCGGUGGUGGCGGCAGUGUGGCAGCGAUCGGCCACCAGUCAGUACGCCAGAAGCGACGAAUUCGAUCGGCGCUUCCUUUGUCCGCGCUUCGGAAGAGAAAGAAAGAGAGAGUAAGUCGCAGAGCGAGACACGCGGAUCGUUUCGACGAUACGACGACGUUUCUCGCACAACCGUCGAGAAGUUGCCUGCGAGUUUACAUCGUCGACCGACGCGAUUUUCAUGCGCGCUGUCAACGACCAGCUGUCCGGCAGCCAAGUGUCAACUGGGACUCCCGCCGCGUCGAGCCGCGACGUUACUAAUCGGCGAACGACGACGACGACGUCGCGGUACAUGGUGUUAUGUCGUCGUCGACCGAGAACCGCGUGAUUCGUCGGUGCCGGUGACGAAAAGCGCGCGUUCCCGAAGGAGAGAGGACGGUUAGGAUGUGAGAAAUGUGGAAAGUAUACCGUGGAGAAAGAAAGAGACGGAUGAAGGGAAGAAGGGAAAAUUAAUUGGUAAACGAUUUACACAUAUAUACAGUCAUUUGGAUAUCUACUAAAAAAGAAGGAAGAGAAGAGGAGGAUACGUACAUCGCUCGAGACUAUAACCCGGCUUUCGCCUCGCGAGUGCGAACAAGUGCGUACGUUGGUGAUCGAGAGCGACAGAUACAUCGACGGAGCGGAGGAUACAAUUUAUAUCGCGGAUACGUACUCGUCGACGAGAGAAGCAGCGGGAUCAGGUGAUCGGAUCGAAAAGGAGAAUCAAUCGACAACAAUGAUAAUAGGAUCGGCGAGUGGCGAAGACCCGGUGAAUAGACUUCCCGAGGGUAUUUUCGGGCGCUGACGAACGAAACGGGAUGGAACAGCAGCGGCACGGCAACAGCGACUGCGGCAGAGUCGUCAAACUCGCGACGGCCCCGUGCCAAUAACCUCCGUGUAACCAGUCGGAGGUUGGUUAGCCGCUUCCUCGCACGGCGAUGAUGCGUUCGCCCCCGUCGCGCGCGACAGAUCGUAAAAUUAGAAGACGUUCGGAGGCCCGCGCGAGCGAAGCCGAGAAGAAGGACGUCGCGAGCGAGCGACGACGACGUCGCGAUCGUCGAAGGAGAAAAGGUCCGGAUGGUGGUCAUCGGGUGAUAAUAUUCGACGCGCGGGAUUCCCGCUGGCGGAUCGACGUGUGUGACAGUGUGCGUGACAAAAGUGCGGUUCCAUAGUUCCUCCUCUCUCUCUCUCUCUCUCUCUCUCCCCCCCUUCGCUUCUUCGUUCGCGGCUUCCUUUCCGUCUGCGCGAGUACGCGAGGAUCGCCGCCUUCGUGUUCGAGAGUCGCGACGUCGUGCUGAUCGUCGACCGGAGGAGAUAUCGGUCGAUUAAACACGAACCCGUGAUCUUAACUCGCCGUUCGUCGAAGCGCGCGCGCGAGUGAAACUUCUCUAGUCCGUUGCAUUUACGUGUGCGAGGAUCUCUCGCCGAGAUUCCCGGGAAUAUAAUUGGAGGAAUUGAUUUCGUAUCCAGCAGUACACCACGUGCGAUUCAUUCUGACGAGUCAUUUCUGAUGCAAUUCGCCCCUCGUCGUUUCCCGGGAGCAGCGAGUCGCACAUUCCCGUCCGGAAGCUGGGCAUUUUCCGGCUUUGUUCAAAACGAGACUGACCCGUCGUGCACGGUUCCUUUAGUCGAUUAUAUAAUUUAUUUAAACCGCGCGAUCGGGACGUAGAGCCUUAUCUCGAAGCCGUCGUCGUCCUAACGGAGCAGUAUGUCUCUCAUCGAGUCUGGGCUAUUAUUCUUCGACACGUCCGGCGAAAGAGCGAGGAAACGCGUUGCGGAAAACGCGCACCGCGCGUGAAUUAGUUCGCGUAUCAUCCCGAUGACGAGGCUCGACAAGGACAGACAGAGCGGACGCGAACAAAUGGACACCAAUGAUUAGCUUGGCUCUAUCGGCGGCGGUAAGCAGGAUCGAGAUGCCCCUCUCCAAAUCGAAUCCGUUCGUGCCGGCGAGCGCGAUCUCGACGCAGCCGUACAUCUCGAGCAGCGAGAGCAGCAACCAUCUGCCGCCGAUCAUCAAAGGUACCGGGUUGAAGCAGACCGGUGGCGGCGGCGGUGGCGGCGACGACGAGUUCGUGCCUUACACGGCCACUUAUCAGAAACUAUCGUGGAAAGGCGAGGGCUUCUGGCCCGUGAGCCACAACUCCAGCCACAACUCGCACUCGCAGCCCAACAGCCAGUCGAGCAGUCCGGUGGUGAGAAACGGUCGUUCCGAUGGCAACUCCAAUAGCGGUAGUGGACGCGGUGGCGGCGCCGGUGGCGGAGGCGAGGGCGGUGGUGGCGGUAGCGGAAGCGUUGGUGGUAGCGGCACCGGCGGCGGUGGAAACGGCGGUAACGGCAGCAACAGCAUCGUCAGCGUUAAACCGAAGACGGCGACCAUCACGCCGGAGAUGGUGAUGAAGCUGUACAUGAACAAGCUGACCCCGUACGAGCAUCACGAGAUUUUCAAUUACCAGCAGAUCUACUUCAUCGGCGCGAAUGCGAAGAAACGGCCGGGCAUCAUCGGCCGGCCCAACAACAACGAGUACGACAACGAACAGGGCUCGUACAUCCAUGUGCCACACGAUCACGUGGCGUAUCGCUAUGAAGUGCUGCGCGUGAUCGGCAAGGGCUCGUUUGGCCAGGUGGUCAAGGCCUACGAUCACAAAACGCACGAGCACGUGGCGCUCAAGAUGGUGCGCAACGAGAAGCGCUUCCACCGUCAAGCGCACGAGGAGAUACGCAUAUUGCGUAAGUUGCGCGAGCAGGACAAGGACAACACCAUGAACAUCAUUCAUAUGUUCGACUCGUUUACCUUUCGCUGUCACAUGUGCAUCACAUUCGAGCUGCUCAGCAUCAAUUUGUAUGAGCUCAUCAAGAAGAACAACUUCAAGGGCUUCAGUUUGCAACUCGUGCGUAAGUUCUCGCACUCGCUGCUCCUCUGCCUGGAUGCCCUCUACAAGAACAAGAUUAUACACUGCGACAUGAAGCCGGAGAACGUGUUGCUCAAACAACAGGGUCGCAGCGGCAUCAAGGUGAUAGAUUUCGGUUCGAGCUGCUAUGAAAAUCAACGGGUAUAUACUUACAUCCAGAGUCGCUUUUACCGAGCACCGGAGGUAAUACUGGGUGCAAGAUAUGGUAUGCCGAUCGAUAUGUGGAGCCUUGGUUGCAUCCUGGCGGAGCUGUUUACCGGCUUCCCGCUGCUGCCGGGCGAGGACGAGGCGGACCAGCUGGCGUGUAUCAUCGAGAUGCUGGGCAUGCCGCCGCAGCGGCUGCUACAGAACUCGAAAAGGUCGCGCCAGUUCAUCAGCUCGAAGGGCUACCCGAAGUACUGCACCGCGACGGCGAUGCCGGACGGAACGACAGUGCUAAGCGGGGGUCUGUCGAGACGAGGGAAGCUACGUGGUCCGCCGGGCUCGCACGAUCUCGAGCGCGCCCUCAAGGGCUGCGAUGACAUGCUGUUCCUGGACUUUUUAAGACGUUGUCUCGUGUGGGAGCCGGAAUACCGGAUGACGCCCAACAAGGCACUCAGGCAUCCGUGGCUACGCCGUCGACUGCCGAGGCCGCCGGGCGAUAAGAACGAUACGCUACCGGCGGUUACGUCGGCGCAGCCCGCGACCACUGGCGGACCCACCUUAAGGACGUCCGCGUCCGGCAGCAGGAGUUCUAGCAAGACCAACAGUCUGCAGAGUGGCAAUAACACCAACGACGACAUCGCCACGAGCAAGACGACGGGCCAGCAAAGGGGAAACCGCUUGGUAGAGGACGUAGUGUCUACUUAUGUGGGUUAUUCAUCGUACGGCGCGUCCCAACUGCACGGUAGUACUUGGGGCACGACGGGAGGACUGAGCAGUGGCCACCAAUCGCUCAAUUCCAUCAGUGGUGGCGGUGGUGGCGGUGGCGGCAGAAGUUCCUCCAGUAAGGCUAACUGUCUGCAGAGUGGCAAUAACACCAGCGACGAUAUUGCCACGAGCAAAACGACCGGCCAGCAAAGAGGAAACCGCUUAGUGGAGGACGUGGUGUCCAAUUAUGCGGGCUACUCGUCGUAUGGCGCCUCCCAAUUGCAUGGUAGCACUUGGGGUACAGCGGGAGGAGGACUGAGCAGCGGUCAUCAAUCGCUCAAUUCCGUAAGUAGCAGGAGCUCCAGCAAAACCAAUAGCCAGUUGCAAGGCGGUAACAAUGCGGCAACCGGCGAUAUCCCCGCGAGCAAAACCGACCGCCAGCAGCAGAGAGAGCGCACGAGCGAAUUGCCGGUAACGAUCUUUGAUUCUUACCCCAUCGGAUCUUACGGUUGUCUAUCCGAGUCGCAAUUACACGGGAAUCAUCGAGCGAACCAGAGCAGCAGUCAUCAAUCGCUCAAUUCCGUCGACGGCGCGACGACCGGGAAGUCGCAGCGCGCUCGUCAGUCGCAUCAAACGCAACAACAACAGCACAAUAAUAACGGCACGUCUCAUGACAAUUACGGCUCUCACGGCUCCUCGAGCGGCUUCAGCCGGGUGGUAUUGGCACUUCAUCCGGCGGUCCAGGAGAGUUUCGAGGAGUUGAGACGAUAGGCCGAGAUGCGAGACCACCCUUUCUCCCUUCUUCGACUCAUCCGCUCAUUGCCGUCCUCGGCGCUAUUCUUAACGAGUAAUUCCUAUCCAACGAUCGCGCGGUUUCCUCAUAGAUAAAAAGAAUACGCAAGGAUAAGGAUGAUCCGGUAUCGGUUAACCGACGUAAAACUCGGCUGUGGUUUGCUGCCUGCCGUUCGGACGACAUUUAAUCUGUAUCGCCUCUUUGACUUAAUGUCGAGGAUUACUCAAGAUCGAGAGGAAGGGUGGUCCUCUCAUCAACGAUCUCGGAUUCACCGCUGUGAUUCACGUUGCGUUUCUACAAUCGCCGAUGUGACUAGUUGUAGAUGGGAUGUGAAAUAGUUAUAAUCUGGCGAGAUCAUGAGAGACCCGUUCUAUGAAGUGUGUCGUGCGAAAAAAAUAUAGUAAUAAAUGUCCUCUUGAAACCCGCGUUGAACAUUUGGUCGAAUUACCCGAGUCUGAAAUACUAUUCCGAAAAGGAAUAACGAUCGUGAAAAUCUCAAUUGAACGAAAGAAAUAACGGUGAUUUGAAAAUAAACGAAAAGUUUCGUCUAAGUAAGGGAUAAUAAAGUCAAGGCCAGUAUAAGCUUUUAAAUACUUAUGAUAUUUAUGUAAUUCCAUAUUUGCAAUAUUCUACUUUCUGCAGUCGUAAAUUAUGUUCUCAAUAGCGGAACUAUAAUUUUCAUUUUUACUCAAGUUCGCCUUGAAAAAUUAACAAAACGUAUUUUUUUAAUUUUCGGAACAAUUAAUUUUUAUUAAAAUGUUGUACAAAAUUAAACAAUCGCAAUAAAAAUUAAUAUAAAUUAUAUACACAUACCAUAGGAUUGCUAUAAUUUAUAUGAUUUUAACGUAAUUAGAUGUUUUAUUCUGUUUCAUAGGAAUAUAUUUAAUCUUUUAUACGUUACAUUAUAUAAAUAAAACACAAAACAAUAGAUUUGCAUAAUAUUUCUAGUAUAAUCUUAAAAGAAAUAUUAACUUGUGACUGAGAAUUUGAGUAAAGAUCGAAACAGAGUUUCACUAUCGAGAACAAAUUUUGUGAUUAUCAAAAAUCGCAUACUGCAAAUAUUGGAUCAAAAACAACAGUGCUUAAAAGUUUAUAUUAUAUCUUUGAUAUCUUUACUUAGAUUUUCCUAAGAAAAUGAGCCAAUCAUUACAAAAAGACUCAAUUUUGCGGAUUUUUCGCUGGCGUUAUAACGGUUUCACUUAUUUCGUUGUGUAAGGUUUGGUACCUUGAAUCGUACCGACGUCGCUUCGCGUUGCUUUUUGAUCCACUCGUUACAGGAUUUAUUUCUGCUGUUAUUGCUUUCGGUGAAAACAUGUGGUUGCCUCGGUGGAAGGCGAAUUUUCGCUACGACAAUAUCUCGAGGACUCUAUUGAAAUGUCCGAGAAAUUAUCGGAAUAAUAAUAAAAUAUAAAACGAAUCAAUGUGUACAAUUGUUUCAAAGUGUUGUUGUCGAAUCCUUUGCGUACGGAAUAUACAGUGGACUCAUAGGAUGCAAUACUUUCUUUCUGAUGAAUUUCGGAAGCAAAAAUAACGAGAGACAAUACUUGAUGAUAAUUCGAAAUACUCAUUUAUGCUCGUUCCCUCGACUGCAUUUCGCAACGUUGUUUGUCCGAUAAAACAUAAUGUCGGAUAUUUAAAACAGUAAAUCUGUUUUGUUAAGUAUAAGAAAUCGCGACUAAUUGAUGAGACGCACAAAUACAGAGAUGUAUGUAAUUACUGUUAAACUUACGAUGCGAGAUAUACGAAUCAUUUUCAUUCCUACUUGCAACAUCAUAUUUUUUCAGCGAACCGACGCGACUGAUUACACCGAGAUAAGACAAUGACGAUAUCGAACAGAAUCGCCAAUUCUGAUAUAUAUUAACAUAUAAACCCCGAUUUAUAAUUAAUGCCCAAUUGUCAUCACGAUUAUUUAUCAUUACUAAACAUCUUGAUAAUUAAUGUGCCAAGGGAACCCGGAUGAUUCGAUGGGACGUACGUGGUACAGUUAGAUAUAUCAACACGGUGCGUCGCGACGCCGCUGGCGAGGUAAACAGAUAUAGCGACUCGCUCGCGAGAGAUGCAAUCUAAUAACGGGGUGGCACAUGCUCAACUGAAUAGCGUAAUUUGGAUCAUAAGAUUGACUUAGAUCACAAAAGGCGCGAAAAGGGAUGCUGAUUUUCCGCGCGUCAUCAGUUUAUAAAUGUUUCUUUUGAUAUCGCGAGUCAUGUGAUUUUGUGAGGAAAAUAUAUCAUUAUGUCAUUAGCAUGUCCAAUUCGCUAUAAACUUGAUAAAAGGCCAAUUUGAGUGAAAACUAUAAAUCGCAAGAUUUGUGGGUUCGAUCAAUUGAAUCAUUUACGAAUAUUAUUAAGAAUGUUCUACAAAUAUAGAAAAGAAUCGCGAUACAUUUAUAUUUUGUAACUUUUGUUUUGUAAAUUUUAUGUACAUUUUUUUUUUGUAUUUUACGCGAGUUUAAUUAUCAUUGUAUUAGUAUAUUUACCUUAAUUAGACGCAUAUGAUUUAAAUAUUUACAUUCUUUCAAUUGUUGGAAUGAAUAAAAACAUUCGAUGUUUUUUUUAUGAUGCACGCAAUUACUAUAAUUAAUUGCGUAUUUUAAAUUGCGCGUUAGACUUUUAUUAGCCUUUUUCUUGCUAUUGUGAUUAAAAACACGAUGUGGAGCUGUGCGACUUUCUGUAUCAAAUUUCUCAUUAUACGAAUCCACAAUUGCGAAACUUGAGCGAAUAUUCGGCUUGCCGCGAGACAUUUGUGAUGAAUUAUAUAAGUGCUUGUUAGAGAGUUUCAACCGAUUCUAAAUUUCGGUCAGUUUUGAAGCGUAUUUCAUUAAAAGCGAGAUCUCAUUGCGAGAAAAUUUUCACUGUCGAUUAAUAGGAGUGAAACGUCGGGGAAAUAUAUAUUUACGUGACUAUGCGUAUAUAGUUCGCUUACAUUUAUCCGCGAUAAACUGCGUGACGCACAAUUUACGACGAAGAGGUCGCGCAUGGGGUUUAUUAACUUGGCGCUUCUCGUCUCCGUCUGGACUAACUGGAUUAAUUUCCCUCUGCAUUCUCUUCUCGGCGCUUAUUAUUCACGCGCUAUGUGCAUUAAAUCGGAACGAAAACGACUCGGUUUCUUUCCCUCGCGCGGUUACCGCCCACGGUAAAAAUUUUCUUUUUUCGCGUAUCAUCCGUCUUUCAUGUUCUUUUCUCCCGCAGGUACAUUUGAUUGAGUUUUACAAGUCACGUCUUUACAGCGGAAAAUCCGGUUUAAAGAACGCGUAACAAAAAACCACGUCCGAAAAUGAAAGGAAUUUUCUUGCUCAUACGCGCGGAUUAAAAGAUUUGAAUGUCCUGUGACUUUAGUUCCGCGCUAUUAUCGAUAUUUUAUAGAUCUGAUAAUAAACGGAUGGUUUAUGUAUAUAUAAAAUUGAGAAAUAAGCUUUUAUAAUUAUUUUCAAAGAAAAGAAUGCGAUGUAGCGCAAUAUAUGAAUAAUUUUUAUAUAAAAGUUAUUUUUAAAUAUAUAUAUGUAUAUAUAAAAUGGUAUCAACUUACGUAUCAAUGGUAAUUAGAAUUAUAAAUGGUAAAUUGUAAUUGCGAAACGGAGAACUUUUUAAAUUGUUACAUUUAUUUAAGAAAGAAGUGACUUUAAAAUAUUGUUCCUAAGAUAGAUCAUAUCUACCUUAGAGACAUAUUUUCAGAAUCAAGACUCGUUUUACUGUGUAUGACUAUUUUAAUGAAAAAUCUAAGCAAUGAUAUUUAAAUAUUUAUUUAUAUAGAUAUACAAAGACAAAACGCAACUCGCUUCUGUUUGAUAUCGGUAAUCGAUUCUUUCCUAUAUAAUUCCAUUCAAGUAUAAAUAUAUCGCUGCGCUCACAACGCAGAAUAAUUAAUAUGCAUCAUUUGUUCUUGGAUAGCAUCCUUCAUUAAACGUUAAACGCGCCUUAAUUAUCACUUCUUAUCUUACCAUUGUCAUUGAUUUUUCCCGAGUUAUUUCAAGCGCUACUUUGUGGUCGAUUGUUUAGUCAUCGAGCAAUUUGUACACCAGAGUAGCUUUCAGAGCGAUAACAUACGGGUUUGCGAACAAUGCAAGUACGCGUCUCGCGAUGACUCCGGUGAUGCAAAACCGCUAAAUUUAGUCGGACAAAACGUGCGUGGCGAACAGUCGUAAGAAUUGAGAGCGUGGAUGAGUGACGAGAUGACGACGAAGGUAAAACGCGACGAAAAAAAAAAAAAUAAUAUAGAAAAGGGCGAAAAGGGUGUCGAUGCAACGGCAAUGACAGCAGCGACGAAGUCGAUUAAGUUCGAGAAGGAUGAGCGAUCGGCGGCGGUUAUAAAAAAAUCGUGAUAGACCGAACGGCAUGUCUUUGUGAUAUGGAAUUUAGGCGUAUUGGGAUUUAUACUAACGAAUGUAGAUAAAUAUAUACAUGUGUGUGUAAAGUACCAUAUUAUAUACGAGAUGUAUCGAAUGAUGAGUUUGUAAAGUGCGAUGUAGCUUAAUCCUGUCGUAGGUAGGAAUACUAACGCGAAAAUAUCGAUGCCCUCUACUCUUUCACUCUAUCGGUGUACGAGGAACGAGUAUCGAUGCAAUACCUUCUCCAAAGGUAUCGGUAUAUUUAUAUAAAUAUAUCGCUUCAGAUAUCCUUAUAAAUAAUACAAACAUUAUUUAUAAGGGAUAUAAGUGGGCCUUUUACGUUUUACGGUCGAUACUUGGCCUCUUUUCGAUGACCGAGUGAAUAAAAAUACUGGAUAUCGAUUCAGCUUUGAGUAUCCGGUCCAAUGAUGCGUUGGAAAACACGAGACGAUGUUUGUGACAGGGAUUUCAAGUCUGGAUUUUCUUGAUCUUAAAUUGAUUCUAAACGCGAAUGAAUCACAUCCGAUUAUUUUGUAUUUGUAUUUAGCAUGCAGUAAUAAUAGUAUAUAGUCCUAUUAAUUUUUCAGCAAUAUUAUUUUGUAGAUUUUCAGUUCGUCCGUAACAAUAACAAUUAUGUCGGACAUCGAGAUUAUCGCAUCGCGCAAUUUGCAUUUGAAAAAGUUAAUCACGUCGAAAGAUAAUGACUGGCCGUGAAAGUGUUAACCGGCGCUUCUCACUAAAUCCUAGAAAAGUAAAACCGUAAUCCGUCGUUGCUCCGCCGAGUCCCAAAAGUCGAUCGAAAAAGAACAACACGUAUUGAUCGGUCUCGACGAUCAGCGCGUGCAAUAUUUGGACGAUAAUUUGCUGCGCCGAGAUCGGACUAUCACUGCCGAUAAUUUGUUAGGUAGGCGCCACGCUUUUUUUACAAGCUGGCUCAUUUAUGCAUUUACCUAGUCUCCAUUUCCCCAUUUGUCGCGAAUUUUAACAUGUGGAGUGCCGGCGACGAUUUGCUAAUGUUGCAUGCAAAGAAAUUACUAUUAUACAUCUAGUAAGAUUGCAUUCGCGAAUGCGCUUAAGUGUACAUUGUGUAAUAAAUAAAAUAGUGUAAUAAUAUACUACUAUUAAUUUAGUAGUACUAUUAAAAAAAUAUUGUAUAUACAUAAAUAUCUCUUGGCGAUAAUUAGAGAUAAAUUUUUUCGAAAAAACAAAUAAUAUUUAGAUACCUGUAUAUUUUAUGAUUGCUUAUAAAAAUUUCGGACAGUAACUGAAGAUAAUAAACGAUUAUUCAACAAAGGACUCUGACUCGUAAUAAUUAUCUGGCAUAAUUUUAUAUUCAGUUUCAAACUUAUAUCAUUAUUUCUUGCAGUAAAUAUGGGCGUUUUUCGUAUUAUUAUAUUCUUGUUAAAUAUAGAUCGUAUUUUGAUUGUUGUCGGAUGAUUAUAUUACAUUUAAGCAGCAGUCGUAACGAAAUCGAAUCUUUUUUCUGCUGGAAAAAAUGGUAUGUUGGAAUUACGAUAUACGUGUUAACGGACGUAAAAUACUGUGAGUUUGUGUUUUCCGAUUACAGAAACGUUACAUGUUUCUGUAAUCCAAACACAUACCCUGACAAAAUUUAAUCAACAAUAUUCAACGUUGCGGCGUUGAAUGCGGCACUCGACGUGUUAACUAAUCACUAUUUCUUAAUUUAUCUCCUCACUAUUUUAAUGUGAUUCACGUUUACAACACUCCCGGUUGCCUAUGCAACUUCGCGACACAAAAGCCACUCGCCAAUUGUCAUCGACUGAUCUCGAGGAAGAUUGCGUAAAGUCUGUUCUUUGGGAGAGCUGCACGAGAUAAUAAUCGACCUUUCCUAUUUUUCUCGUCUUUCUGCUUCUGGAUUUAAGAUCCGACGCUUUCUCUCGCUAUUUACGCAACGCAUUCUGUGACAUCAACAAGAUAAAUCCUAGAUUUAUAACGCUCGAUAUAAGCACGAAUGAUUUCCGAUUUAGAGCUGUAUGUUCCGAUUAUUUGCAAUGUUUCGGAGAUUUCUCAUAAUGUAAAAAGACGCACGGAUCAUUUCCGUUGCACUUGUGUAAAAUUCACGGUGAUCUUAUUCCUUUUAAUCCUCACAAACGAUGUUUCUUUAAUAUCUUUAAUUUAUAAAUUAUCUUAGAAAUAUCGCGCGUUAUACAUAUUUGCUGAUUGCCUCUUCAAUUAUUUUAGUUGAGCGCAGAUUUAAAAGAAGCUGAUGUGCAUGGGUGUGCUGAUGUAAGUGUGACAGAUGAGAGAAAAACGCAUGUUUUUGAUAUAGAGUAUCCAGGUAAAGUACAGCGAUAAAACAGAAUCCAUAUACUAGUAACAUAUCGUACAAUACUAGUAUAUUAAUCCUAUGGGACUUCUAUAAAAGUUCGUCUGUCAAACGCGAGCUCGAUACGUAUUGUCGUUUUUGAAUUAGGAACGACAAAUAGCUUUAUUAAUAUACGUACAUUCGAAUAUACAUGUCGUGUACAUUGCUACUUUGUGGAUUAUAAUUAAAAAAAAAAAAAAAAA
This is a messenger RNA of Formica exsecta, 11786 nucleotides long. RefSeq names its product dual specificity tyrosine-phosphorylation-regulated kinase mbk-2-like. NCBI's taxonomy places the organism in Eukaryota, Metazoa, Arthropoda, Insecta, Hymenoptera, Formicidae. The transcript has 3 exons. The coding region runs from base 2254 to 4911 and encodes 885 amino acids. The record is from RefSeq and is a predicted model, not a curated record. Gene Ontology annotation, cellular component: nucleus. Gene Ontology annotation, molecular function: protein serine/threonine kinase activity; ATP binding; protein serine/threonine/tyrosine kinase activity. Gene Ontology annotation, biological process: peptidyl-threonine phosphorylation; peptidyl-serine phosphorylation.